Messenger RNA from Olea europaea var. sylvestris, 513 nucleotides. RefSeq lists its product as uncharacterized. The transcript is spliced from 4 exons. The record is from RefSeq and is a predicted model, not a curated record. NCBI's taxonomy places the organism in Eukaryota, Viridiplantae, Streptophyta, Magnoliopsida, Lamiales, Oleaceae. Bases 1 to 513 code for a protein of 170 amino acids.
AUGAAGCUGGCAGUAAUUUUCAUCACCUGUAACUUCUGGUUGAUUGCAUCUGCAGAUAUUUUCCAGAAUCCAGAUUUCGAAUUCCCAAUAACAAACUUGCCCACAAACUCCACUUCCCCAUUUAUUUUGUUGAAUGAAAAAAGCACUAUCCCAGGAUGGACAUUCCAAGGUGAAGUCCGGUAUGUAAGAGCAGAAGGCAAUGCAUCUCUAACCUGGAAUGUGCGCGCUAUAAUGUUUGGUCAAGAUGGGAAGAUCAACCAAACUUUACUGCAAAUGGGAUGUAAUGCAAUACCUGCUUACUUUCACUUUGGCUCUCUGGCUGGUCAGAACCGUAAGGCUAAUUACAGUAAAGUAACGUGGCCGUGGGAAGUUUAUGGUCACCGGUUGGGAAGCUGGAGAGAUGGAGAACAUAUAAGCUUAAUACUCCGAAGUCAAGCUACAGAUGCAGAUCCCAAUUCUGCAUGUCGGCAGGAUCGUCUACUCAAAACAGCGCCUAAUUUAAUGAAAGGAUAA